Racocetra fulgida is the source of this 401-nucleotide messenger RNA. The record is from the annotation of a GenBank genome assembly. Lineage: Eukaryota; Fungi; Glomeromycota; Glomeromycetes; Diversisporales; Gigasporaceae.
UCUACGAGCAAAGUUCUGGUGCAUCUGAUCUAGAAUCUGACGAAUUUAUGGAAGAAGAGACAAUGGCUAAACGUGGUGAUUCUUAUCAAAGUGAGGAUGAAGAGAUGGAUGCGGAACUCGAUGAAAUGAUGGAAGAAGAAGACGAUGAUGAAUAUAUUGAAAUUGAAUCGAGAAUAGAGGAAGGAGAGGAAGCUGAGGAAGAAGACGUUGAACAAGCUGAAGAAGAAGAGGCUGAACAAGCCGAAGAACCUGAGGAAGAAACUGAACAAGUCGAUGACGAUAUUGACGUAGAAGACGACAUAGACGAAUGCGACGAUGCAACUCCUGUUGACGACGAAGACGAUUUUGAGAUUGUUAUGAGAGCAAAACAACUACCACGCGACGAACAAGAGGAAGUAGAG